Messenger RNA from Ruditapes philippinarum (Manila clam), 1469 nucleotides. RefSeq names its product alpha-2Db adrenergic receptor-like. Bases 111 to 1400 code for a protein of 429 amino acids. Gene Ontology annotation, biological process: neuropeptide signaling pathway. Lineage: Eukaryota; Metazoa; Mollusca; Bivalvia; Venerida; Veneridae. The record is from RefSeq and is a predicted model, not a curated record. Gene Ontology annotation, cellular component: membrane. The transcript has a single exon. Gene Ontology annotation, molecular function: G protein-coupled peptide receptor activity.
ACUGAAUGAAAAUAUACAUUUGCUAUUCUGGACGGUUAGGUAGUUCAUUCUAGGACACUUUGAAAUAGGCGUUCCGGAUAAAAUAUGGGAUAACUCCACCCGGCCUGGUGAUGAGGACCUUUUUACAGAAAAUAAAUCGAGAGGAGUGUUUGAGACAAGUUCCGCUGAUAACAUUUCUGAUUAUCUUGGCAAUCAUCGAAACGUUGGGUAACUUAUUAGUGUGUUAUGUCUACACGAAAAAAUACUCCGCGUCUAAUUGUCGUACUUUUAUUAUAGUGUUAUCUGCCAUUGACGUGUUUGUAUGUGCGGUGAUAAUACCGUUUGAGAUAUUGGUACUUAUGAGAGAAUACAACUUUAAACAUGCUUGGAUUUGUAAAGUUUCCGUAUUCCUUAACACGUGGUUGAUGUUAACAGCCGGGUGUUUACUAUUAGCCAUCGCGAUAGACCGAUACAGGAAGGUGUGUCGACCAUUUUCAUGGCAGAUAACUCAUGUUGCCGCAAGAAACAUGUGCAUAAUGGCAGGACUACUGGGUCUUGCCUUUUCUUGGAUUUCACCAGUGAUAUAUGGCGCACAAAAAUCAACACAUAGUGUUUAUAAUAUCACAAUCUCGCAGUGCACUGAAACUUAUGCAAUGCAAUUAACAGUAUGGCCGCUUAUAAACAAUAUAUCUUUCGCUGUUUUGUUCAUUGGAGCUCUGACGGGGAUUGUUGUAAUGUACUGCUUUAUUGCUAUAAGAGUUAGACAACAUAUUGAAAGGAAAAGCAUGUUUCUGCCAAAUCGACAAACAUACAUAGUUAACGAUGCGGAGGUAAGCGAAAUGACAAUCAUGUCCGGUAAAGUAGCUGUCCGAAAAAAGGCAAAGUUAGUUGAAGACGACACAAGCGAUGGUCUUUUUCGGAGCAGUGAUUCUCUUGACCGGAAGAGUGUGAACGAAACAUCGGAACCAGAGAAAACGUCAUUGGUUUUGUGUUCAGUUGAUCGUGUUAAAAGCGAGAACCGGUCGGUAAACCGGAAAUCAGUUAUAAGCCGGAUGUUGUCUUUUGGCAGACAUUCACUGUCUUUGACAAAAUCAUUAUCCACAUCAACAACUAAUUCUGUGAGACAAAACAUUCGAAUAGACCCAGAAGCUCAAAGGCAAAAGCAAAGAACUGCGUAUAUAAUGUUUUUAAUUUCGCUUGCAUUUAUUAUCAGUUACCUGCCCUUGAUUUGUCUUUUAUUAAUACGCGUCUCAGACAACAGAUUUGUGCCUUCAUUGAAUGACACAGAGAGGGCUGUUUACAAGUUUUGCUUGAGAUCAUACUAUAUAAACUGUGUUGUUAAUCCCUUUAUAUAUGGAUUAUGGGAUUCGAGAUUCCGGAAGUCGUGCAGAAAUAUCGUCUGCAAAGGAAUAUGUAAAUAGUUCCAUAAAUUAAACCGAUAAAUGAAUAAAUGAGUUAAACACUAUUAAAAGGCUUCGUCGCAUAUGUAU